UUGCUCCUCACUCACUCCCCCCCUCCCCCUUUCUCCCCUCCUUCCUCUCUUCCUUCUUCAACCGAUUUGGGUGUCCGGAAACACGAAACCCUAAAAAAAAUUCUUAAUCUCUCUCUAGAUCCAGGAGUCUCUACGCGUACGACUCCCAUACCUGCAUGAGAUGGGGAGCACCGGAGGUACUGGGCUGGCUACGCCGCCGCCGCCACCGCCGGUAGUUUGCUGCAUGUGUGGCGAUCCCGGGCUUCCGGUAGAGCUUUUUCGAUGCAAGGUCUGCCACUUCAGAUCUCAACACAAAUAUUGUAGUGAUCUCUACCCGAAGGCGGAGACAUAUAAGGCAUGUAACUGGUGCUUAAGGGAGGAGAGGGGAAAGGCGCUCGCCCGUGAGUUGGCGACAGCAAUCGACAGUAGCGCUGGGCCGUCGGGCAAUGGUAACGGAUCCUUGGGAUGGAAGCUGCAGCGCGGAGCUUCGCCGCUUCAGCUGAGCAAGCCCGUGAAGAAGCAGAGAGUGCCGGAGCGAGGGACGACGGCGUCGGCGGAGAAAAUGAGAACGGAUCAGGAGCUGUCUCCGGGGGCGGGGAGGGUUCGGCAGACCUUCAGAGGUAAGGUUAGGAGAUACAAGCUUCUUGAGGAGGUUUCCAGCUAGAUCCCAAUAGUAACAACAUGUUCUGUAAAUGGGGGAAUGAAUGGUUAUGGUUGAUGCCUUGUGGGAAAGGGAAUGAGAGAUGGAGAAGAAGAGGGAUAGUGUGCUUGGUUGGGGGUGAUAAGCUGUAUUUUCUUGAAAUAGUAAUAAUAACGUGGCUGUGUAAUUUGGUUGGUUGUGAAGGGUGAUGUAUGAUGACUGGCUCCCACAACAACUCUGGCUCGUCUAAGAAAACUGAUCCAAUGAAUGAAUGAUUGUGAUGAGAGUGGAACCUCGGCCGCGUGGCUCCUAGUAGGUUUCCGUACCCCAACGCGUCUCGGAUACUGGGUCAAUGCUUGACUGCACUAAAGUUUACGUGGGACCAUGGUCAAGAAGAAUAAAGUUUAUGUUUUUAAAAUAAAUUUAUAUUUAAAUUGCUUUUAAUAUCAAUGUAUA
Messenger RNA from Phalaenopsis equestris, 1075 nucleotides. RefSeq lists its product as uncharacterized. The transcript has 2 exons. NCBI's taxonomy places the organism in Eukaryota, Viridiplantae, Streptophyta, Magnoliopsida, Asparagales, Orchidaceae. The coding region runs from base 161 to 643 and encodes 160 amino acids. The record is from RefSeq and is a predicted model, not a curated record.